GGCUGCCUCCUCUCACCCCAUGUCUGCUCUCGCUCGGGCUCUCGUGUCCCCGCUCGCUGACAGACGGGAUACCCCAUUGCACGGUCCUGGCAGGGGUUUGGCGGCUGCCCCCGGGGUAAGGCGCAGGGUCCGGGCUCAUCGGCCGACCCCAGAUGUCCGCUUCAUCUUCCAGCCGCCGCAGAAGCCGGGGGGCGGCCACAAGUUCCAGGCCGAGGCCGCCCUGACAGCCUGGUGCGACCUGUGCUGCGGCUUCAUCUUCUCCGGGGCUCGGCGCUGUGCGGAUUGUAAAUAUACAUGUCAUUCACACUGCAAGGACAAAGUACAUCUGAACUGUGAACCGAAUGGGAAAUUAAUGGAAUGUAUACCAACAUAUGAAACGCUGGACCACUCUAACAACAACAAUGAUAAGGAUGGUGAAAAGGAAAGAGAUCCACUCUCAUACCUCAGUAAGGAAGAAACCAAAGAGAAGAUCCAGCUUUAUAAUACAGCAGUGACGGACAAACUGAAAAUGACCUUGAAUUCCAAUGGGAUUUAUACGGGUUUCAUCAAAGUACAAAUGGAGCUCAGACGACCUAUCACUGUACGGACACGCACAAAUGCACAAAGCCAUGGCAAUGAAACAGCUUUCUAUAUGCCCAAGGACAACAUAAACAUUCUGCACAUCAGUAGCAGCAACACUGUGCGUGAAGUUAUCGAGGCCUUGCUUAAAAAGUUCCUGGUAGCUGACAAUCCUGCCAAGUUUGCACUUUACAAGCGCUGUCAGAAGGAGGAUCAAGUGUACAUGUGCAGGCUGUCUGACAGGGAGCAUCCUCUGUACCUUCGAUUGGUCGCUGGUCCAAGUCAUGAGGCCCUAGGCUUUGUCUUGCGGGAGCACGAAACUGGGGAUGUCAUGUGGGAAGCCUUCUCUCUACCUGAACUACAUAACUUCUUGCGUAUUUUGGACAAAGAGGAGGAAGAACAGCUACAAAGUUUAAAGAGGCGUUAUGCAUCAUACAAGGAGAAACUGGAAGAGGCCUUGAGUGGAGUGCGUAAACCUGGUUAAACAUUUGGCCUGGGAAGACUUUUCAUAUUGUCUUUUGUUACAGCAUGACUGAGCAGUGACAGAAGAUUCCCGUUCUGUUCUGCAGACGCUUCCUUUGAGGGGGAAUUGUUCCUUAGGAGAUGUCUACAUGGAGUCUGAUAAACUGGCCCUUGGAACUGGUCACUCUGGCUAUGGUUUACACAGCGCUGUCAUCUGGACUCCACAUCGCAGGUGGUGUCUGCAUUAGACAAUCCAAAACUGAAUCAUUUUUACAUGUUAUUUUUUUUUAAGUUUUUAAUUUUCAUGUAAAUUAUUAAAGCUUUAAGUCUGAAACGAUUUCUUAAGAAUGUGUUAAAGUGUCUGUAAUUGGUAUUUCUAUGAAAUAUAAAGCAAAUGUUUGUAUGUUAAUUUGCAUGUUGAAAGGAGUUCCAGGCACAUCUUGCCUGGGAAACUGGAAAACCUGAUAGUUCUGCAGAAUUAAUGAAGGUUCUUAGUGUUCCGAUGGUUAGGAGAUAAAA
This is a messenger RNA of Spea bombifrons (plains spadefoot toad), 1539 nucleotides long. It is a transcript of the gene RASSF3, whose product is annotated as Ras association domain family member 3. Lineage: Eukaryota; Metazoa; Chordata; Amphibia; Anura; Pelobatidae. Bases 20 to 1042 code for a protein of 340 amino acids. The transcript is spliced from 6 exons. Gene Ontology annotation, cellular component: cytoplasm. The record is from RefSeq and is a predicted model, not a curated record. Gene Ontology annotation, biological process: signal transduction.